CAAUUUGACAGUUCUGUAAGAAAUAAUAAAACGAAAAAAACUGGAAAUUUGUUUGCAAUAAAAAAGUACAGAAAUUUAUUUUUAAUUAGUUGUUCAAUGUGGGAAUAAACUUACUUCACGAUUCAGAAACAUGUGGGACUCUUCUAUGUUUUUGAGUACAUUAACACCUAAAUUUUAUGUAGCAUUAACCGGCACAUCAAGUUUAAUUUCUGGAUUAAUUCUUAUAUUUGAAUGGUGGUAUUUUCGCAAAUAUGGAACGUCUUUUAUUGAACAAAUAUCAAUUAAUCAUAUAAGUCCAUGGAUAAACGGCAGUGACAAUGAUUCAAGUAAUAGUAACAAUGGAAAUGGUUCAGCACAUCAACAAAUUGAAUGUAAGGUUUGGAGAAAUCCUUUAAACUUAUUUCGUGGUGCGGAAUAUCAAAGAUUUUAUUGGGCAACAAAUAAAGAACCUGCAACAUAUUAUGAUAUGAAUUUAAGUGCACAAGAUCAUCAAACGUUUUUUACGUGUGAAGGUGAUGCUGGAAGAGCCGAGUAUGAAAUUAUGCAAACAGCAUGGAGAGAAAGAAAUCCACUAGUAAGAAUAAAAUCUGCACACAGUGCGCUAAAAAUCAAUGUUGAUUGUGCUCCAGCAUACAUUUUAUUAGCAGAAGAAGAGGCAACUACAAUUAUAGAAGUUGAAAAAAUACUGAAAAUUGCGCUUAAAGUUGCAGAACAAAAUUAUAGGAAGUCACAAAGCGUUCAACAUCAGGGUUCUCUAGCGGAAGGUCGUUAUAGAAGGGAUACAAAUGUUUUAAUUUAUAUUAAAUGGCGCCUAGCAAUGUGUGCUCGCAAAUUAGGUAAACUAAAAGAAGCGGCAAAAAUGUUUCGAGAUUUAACAAAAGAAAUUUUGCCAUCAAUUAUGAAUGUUUUAAAUAUUCAUGAGAAUUUAAUAGAAUGCUUACUAGAAAUGCAAGCAUACGCUGAUUGUCAAGCUGUUCUUGCCAAAUAUGACGACAUAUCGUUACCAAAAUCUGCAACUAUCUGUUAUACAGCAGCAUUAUUAAAAGCCAGAGUAGUAGCAGAUAAAUUUUCACAAGAUAUUGCAUUUAAAAGAGGUUUAAGUCCUGCUGAAUUGAUGGCAGUAGAAGCAAUUCAUAGAGCCGUAGAAUUUAAUCCCCAUGUACCAAAAUAUUUAUUAGAAAUGAAACCUUUGAUAUUACCUCCAGAACAUUAUUUAAAACGAGGCGAUUCUGAAGCAUUAGCGUAUGCAUUCUUUCACUUAUCGCAUUGGAAAAAUGUAGAAGGUGCGUUAAAUUUACUGCAUUGCACUUGGGAAGGGACAUUCCGAAUGCUACCAUAUCCGCUGGAACGUGGACAUUUGUUUUACCCAUAUCCAACAUGUACAGAAUGCGCAGAUCGUGAAUUAUUACCAUCGUUUCAUGAAGUGUCCGUUUACCCGAAAAAGGAAUUACCAUUUUUCAUUUUGUUCACGGCAGGCUUGUGUAGCUUUACUGCAUUAUUAGCUCUGCUUACAAGCUAUUAUCCAGAACCUAUGGGUAUAAUUGCACAAACUGUACUUAACUGGAUCUCAUUACCAUUUCAGCUUAUAAAAGAACGAAUAGAAGCAAUAUGGCCCUGCAAUUUGUUGCAACAAUUAUCAAGAAUCUAAUUUUAAAAUAAUAAAUUAAAUUUUAAACUCAAAACUGACAUUGUAUAUUGCGUUAAAUAAUAGACUUUUUUUCUUUAACCAUAAUAAAACUACAAAAGCAGUUUUGAAUUUUGAAAUAAAGCAUGUAAGAUUUUAAUUUUAUAAACAUUAACUGUAAUCCACUUUUUAGUUACUUAAUUUAUUUUAGUGUAGAAAAAUUGAUUUUUAAAUUUUUGUUUGAAUAUAAAUAAAAAUUAAAUGAGUAUGUAAA
Messenger RNA from Condylostylus longicornis, 1898 nucleotides. Its product is annotated as protein ST7 homolog. Lineage: Eukaryota; Metazoa; Arthropoda; Insecta; Diptera; Dolichopodidae. The record is from RefSeq and is a predicted model, not a curated record. The transcript has a single exon. Bases 131 to 1648 code for a protein of 505 amino acids.